Blepharisma stoltei is the source of this 585-nucleotide messenger RNA. Lineage: Eukaryota; Ciliophora; Heterotrichea; Heterotrichida; Blepharismidae. The record is from the annotation of a GenBank genome assembly.
AUGAAAUAUCAUACGUCCUUAUCAGAUCAUAUUCAAACUAAAAAACAUUCUAGAGUUUUAUCUGAUUUAGAUAAUACAGAACUAGAUAUGACUUAUAAUGAAGGAGAAUUUUUUAUUCUAUGCAUCAGAAACAACAGUUAUGAUAUAUUAAAUUCUCUAUUAGGUUAUUUUGAAGAAAAUCAACUAAAUGUUUAUAAAUCAAGUUUUAAUGAAUAUCAUAUACUAAAAAAUCAAAUGCGAGAUAUAUUAAGAACUGCUGUUAAAGAUGUAGAAUUGUCAACAGAAAUGAAGCAAGUAUUAUCUCCGUACUUAAAUUUUGAAGAUAGUGAUUCUGAUAUUGCAAAUUUAAGUGAUGUUAGUGCUGAGAGUUUGGAUAUUAAAGAAAAAUUAAAUCCUUCAGAAAACUUGUUAACUGAAGAAAAUUUAAGAAUACUUAAUCAAAAAUUUGCUCCUCAAAAGGAAAAGAAUAGUUUUCAAGAUGCUAUAGCGGAGCCAUUAUCAUCUAUUAUUCAUGAUGAAGAUGAAUUAAAUGGGAAUUGUGAGAAUCCAUAUAAUUUAAUAUUCAUUUAUAUAAAUCAAGAUUAA